Cavenderia fasciculata is the source of this 933-nucleotide messenger RNA. RefSeq lists its product as uncharacterized. The transcript is spliced from 2 exons. NCBI's taxonomy places the organism in Eukaryota, Evosea, Eumycetozoa, Acytosteliales, Cavenderiaceae. The coding region runs from base 1 to 933 and encodes 310 amino acids. Gene Ontology annotation, cellular component: spliceosomal complex. Gene Ontology annotation, biological process: mRNA splicing, via spliceosome. The record is from RefSeq and is a predicted model, not a curated record.
AUGUCUGAAAAUAGCAACAAAGAUAAUAAUAGUAGUAGUAGUAGUAGUAGUAGGAGUAGUGCUACUGUUGGUGAACAUCAAAAUGAUCAAGAUACCGAACCGAAACAAACAUCAUCAUCGUCAUCUUCAUCAUCUCUAUUCAAAAAAAAGAUAAAGAACAAACCUUCACUACGAAAGAAAGAUGGUGAUGAUGAAUCGUCAUUAACAAACGAUACAUCAUCAAUCGCAUCAGAGAAUGGAGAUGAUCAACAACAAGAUCUAUCAACCAUCAUAGAGAUCACCAAAGAAAGACAAAAGAUGAGAGAAAAAGGCAAAGGUAUCAUUGCAGGUGUAUUGGCUGAAGGUCCACACAUCAAAGCUCAUCUACGUGAACUCGAACAUAAAUUGGAUGAUUCUUUUACAAUUGCAACUGAAAAGAAUGAAACUAAUGUACAUUUAGAAAAGUUUCUUGCAAAAGAGAUGGAGAAAAAGAAAAUAGAAAUUAAACAUAAAUUAACAGGUGGUUUAAUGGGAACUACUGAACAUAGAAAAGAAGAAGAUGAUGAAAAUAAACAAACCAAAGAUAAUAAUGCGAAUAAUACAACAACAAAAAUCAAGACAGAUGAAGAUAGUUUAUAUGAAACACCAGAACAUUUGGCAGUUAAAAAGACAAGAAAAAAAGAAGAGGAUAAGACAAAUUGGUUGGCUGGUAUAUCUGAAGUCAGUCUACCAACAAGUUACAAGAUUAAAAAUAUUCAAGAAACUGAAGAUGCAAGAUCAAAAAUUAAAGAUUCAAAAAGAUCUCAUUAUCAAAAUAAUCAAAAUAAUAAUCAACAACAACAAAAUAACCAUGGACAACAACAUAGAUUUACAAGACAACCAAACGAAAAUAGAAAUGAAAAAGCAACAGAUGAUGAAGUUUAUGAAAGAUUCAAGAAAAGAUUUAGAGGUUAA